Molecule: messenger RNA, 1244 nt
Organism: Clarias gariepinus (North African catfish)
Lineage: Eukaryota; Metazoa; Chordata; Actinopteri; Siluriformes; Clariidae
Gene: nsa2
Product: NSA2 ribosome biogenesis homolog (S. cerevisiae)
Exons: 6
Coding region: 141-923 (260 amino acids)
Biological process (GO): maturation of LSU-rRNA; maturation of 5.8S rRNA
Cellular component (GO): nucleolus; preribosome, large subunit precursor
Source: RefSeq, a predicted model, not a curated record
UUUAAGCACGAGCUUUGGGAAAAAUAACAUCAGAAACCCCAUACGGCUCGAAUAAGAUUCUAUAUCAGCUGUUUAACUAUAGGAAACAGUCCACAUAGCCUUCGUACCUCUGUGUGAACAGUUAAACAUCAACAAACAACAUGCCACAGAACGAGCACAUCGAGCUGCACCGUAAGCGUCACGGAUACCGGCUCGACCACCAUGAAAAGAAGAGGAAGAAGGAGAGCCGUGAGGCGCACGAGCGCUCACAGAAAGCCAAGAAGCUCAUCGGUCUGAAAGCCAAACUGUAUCACAAACAGAGGCAUGCUGAAAAGAUCCAGAUGAAGAAAACAAUUAAAAUGCAUGAACAAAGGAGAUCCAAACAGAAAGAUGAUGACAAGACACCAGAAGGAGCAGUGCCAGCAUAUCUGCUCGACAGAGAGGGCCAGUCUCGUGCCAAAGUUCUGUCCAACAUGAUCAAACAGAAGAGGAAGGAGAAAGCUGGAAAGUGGGAGGUCCCACUUCCCAAAGUGCGUGCUCAGGGCGAGACUGAGGUUCUGAAGGUGAUCCGCACCGGAAAGAGGCAAAAGAAAGCCUGGAAGAGAAUGGUGACCAAAGUGUGUUUCGUUGGAGACGGCUUCACGCGCAAACCGCCAAAAUACGAACGCUUCAUCAGGCCAAUGGGUCUAAGGUUCAAGAAGGCGCACGUAACUCACCCAGAGCUGAAGGCUACCUUCUGCCUGCCCAUCCUAGGUGUGAAGAAGAACCCCUCCUCUCCUCUUUACACUACACUCGGGGUCAUUACCAAAGGAACAGUCAUCGAAGUCAACAUCAGUGAGCUCGGUCUGGUCACGCAGGGUGGCAAGGUCAUCUGGGGUAAAUACGCACAGGUGACAAAUAACCCAGAAAAUGAUGGCUGCAUUAACGCCGUGCUGUUGGUAUAACGAAUGAACUAUGCCUAUCAAUGCAGCUUUGGACCACAAUGACGGACAUUUUUCUUCAAAAUGAUGCAGACUGGCGUUUUAGCAUAUGACUGUGGGUAAAGAAAAAAAUAAUAAAAUGACUGCUGUUUCAUGCCUAACAAAAGAUUUUAGGCUGUAGACCUUGAGGGCUACACAACUACAGCAAUUAGUGUUUUUUUUCCCCCUCCUAAAGAUCUAACUAGCUCUUUAACAGGGGUGUCGUAAAAUAAGGGAAAGCACUAAUCUAAGCUCUGGACAUGCAGAAGAAAACGUGGAUUAUAUUAAAGAUCUUUUGAAAUAAAA